This is a messenger RNA of Didymodactylos carnosus, 609 nucleotides long. NCBI's taxonomy places the organism in Eukaryota, Metazoa, Rotifera, Eurotatoria, Philodinida, Philodinidae. The record is from the annotation of a GenBank genome assembly.
AUGUCUCUCACCAAGUCAAUCAAAGGCAAAGAUCAAGUUCUUCUCGACGGUCGUGCUCGUUAUGAUGGAGUAAUGUACGAAAUGUAUCAAGAUCAUAUAUGUCAAGCGCCAGAUCCAAAUGAAAUUGAAAAAGCUGUGUUCAGUCAUGAAAUUAGACAGAAGGCAGAACAAUGUCACGAUCCGCCAAGAUUAAUUAUACAAGAGGCACGGCUCAAAUUAUUUUCAGGUGCCGCUGCUACUAUUCCUCAAUACACAGCAUCACAACGUGCAAUUCAACGUAUUCGACAGGAUAAAGAUAUUCCAACAGAACCUAAAACAUUUGCCGCUAUUGUUAUUCCGCCAAAUUUUCAAAUUACCGUUACAAACCAACAAUUUCUAUUAUAUGAUAAUAACAACCACCAUCAAAGGUUAUUAAUAUUCGCUAGUACCGAACAAUUAGAUCUUUUGAAUGGAUGUGAAAGUUGGCAUUGUGACGGCACGUUCACUGAAUUACGUUUGAGAAAAGAGUUUCUUGAAAAUGCAGAUAGUCGUCACACAAUGAAAAAUUUAGUAGCAUUAGCCUUCGUUCCACAGCAAAACGUUAUUCAAGAAUUUACUCAAAUAAAAUAA